Suncus etruscus (white-toothed pygmy shrew) is the source of this 2064-nucleotide messenger RNA. It is a transcript of the gene DUSP22, whose product is annotated as dual specificity phosphatase 22. Gene Ontology annotation, molecular function: protein tyrosine/serine/threonine phosphatase activity. The transcript has 7 exons. Gene Ontology annotation, biological process: positive regulation of JNK cascade; transforming growth factor beta receptor signaling pathway; protein dephosphorylation. The record is from RefSeq and is a predicted model, not a curated record. Lineage: Eukaryota; Metazoa; Chordata; Mammalia; Eulipotyphla; Soricidae. The coding region runs from base 376 to 993 and encodes 205 amino acids. Gene Ontology annotation, cellular component: cytosol.
CUCCCCUGUCCCCGCAGCCCCAGGAGUUGCAAUCCCUGGUCCCCGCGCCCCGCAACAUCCUAGCUUCCCCCCUGCGCACACACACACACAAACACACACACACAAACACACGCGUACGCACACGCCCGGCCCCGCAGCCUGACUCCAAGCCCCCGGGGAGCCGCCAGGCUCUGCAGAUCGUUUUCCCGGCCGGGCCUGCGGGUGCGCCGGGAAGUCCGGGGCGGGCCCCCGCCAGGCCGAUCCCCGAUGCCCGGGAUCGUUGUUGUUGUUUGUGCGGCGCCAAAUUCCUCCCCUGCGCGCCCCACCCUCCGGAGGUGACAGGCGGGAGGAGCGGCCGGGUGGCCGACCCUAGGGUGCCAGAGCCGACGGGCCGCCAUGGGGAAUGGGAUGAACAAGAUCCUUCCUGGCCUUUACAUCGGCAAUUUCAAAGAUGCCAGGGAUGCAGACCAACUGAGCAAGAACAAAGUGACACACAUAUUAUCUGUCCAUGACAGUGCUCGGCCAAUGUUGGAGGGAGUUAAAUACCUGUGCAUUCCAGCGGCAGAUUCGCCGUCUCAAAACCUGACAAGACAUUUCAAAGAAAGCAUCAAAUUCAUCCAUGAGUGCCGACUCCGGGGAGAAGGCUGUCUUGUCCACUGCCUAGCUGGAGUGUCGAGGAGCGUGACUCUGGUCAUCGCCUACCUCAUGACAGUGACCGACCUGGGCUGGGAAGAUGCGCUGCACACAGUGCGCGCUGGCCGCUCCUGCGCCAACCCCAACCUGGGCUUCCAGAAGCAGCUGCAGGAGUUCGAGCAGCACGAAGUCCACCAGUACCGCCAGUGGCUUCGAGAGGAGUUUGGUGAGAGCCCUUUGCGUGAUGCCGAAGAAGCCAAGAGCAUCCUGGGUAAAUAUAAAGAACAAGGGCGUGCGGAGGCACCGCCGGGCACCAGGCGCUGGAGCAGCUUCCAGGCCUUGCCCGCCACGUCCUACAGCAACUACACCACAGAGACCUAAGAGACACAGAGACCUCACCGUGCCUCGCCUCGCCGCCCCGCCACCCAGCUCCCAGCUCCCUGCCAGCUUGUCACCGGGUGUGUGGAGGACAGAGCGGUGACCCCGGUGGACUCGGAUCCUUCCCCUUCCCCGCUGCUCCCCUGGGCCCUUCCCCUGCUCCGCCUGAGCUUGUGGCUCUGAGACCCCAGCACAGGGCAUGGUGAGGGCGUCUGCAUGUGUGUGCGGGGCUGGCUGGGUGCUGGACAUGGGGCCUGGUGACACUUGGUGGACGCUCAUGCAAGCCCUUCCCUGCUUGGAGAGUGUCCCCAUCUUUCCCCAUCCAAGAGGCCCCAGAAGACAUUUGAAAUUGAUACCUGCAAAGCUGACCCCAGCAGCAACCAGUAUUCAGGGGGAUGAGUUGAAAACAGCAGGACCCCAAAAUAAUGUGGGUGGUCGUAAUCAGGUCAGCAGGAGACCAAGCUCCCUCUUAGGGGGGCCCUGAAAAAAGGGAUGUUAUUGGCAGUGCCCCAGUCCCAGGACUGCAAGACACAGUCCGAAUAAGUCUCCUCAGGCUCCCCUCAUCCCAAGUUUUACUUGGUGUUUGAUCUUGGCCUUGCUGGCUGCCACAGGGAGCCCAUCAGUGUCUGGGUGCCUGCCCCUCUCCUUGCAGCCUCCCCCCUGCAUCCACCUGGCUUCCCACUCCUCUCCCCAAGGCCAAAUCCACCUGUUGUGGCCAGGAUGGAAAACUGGCAGGAAAGAGCCGGUGAAGGGGCUUUCUGCAUGUGGAAGAGGCGCCUGUCCUAUCUGUCCCAAGUCCCGCUUUGCUCUCAUCUCAGCUACCUCACUCCAGGGUCUCUCAAGAGCUGGUUUCCAGGUUCCCACUCUCCCCUCCGCCUCUACUCUGAGAAGGCACAGAAGAGGUCAGGCAGAAAAGGCAUCUGUGGUCUUGAUGACUUUCAAUUCUCCCAUUGGGGGGGGCAAGGGGAGAUCCAGGCCUAGCAUGUGGCUAGCAGCACCACUGACAACUUUGCCACUGGCUCCCUAAUCCUUAGCACAUGGCACCACAGUGACAAAAAGUAGUGGGCUUCUCCC